AUGUCAUUUUCUGGAACAAAAAAGAGCCCAUUAAUUUCUGUACCAUUCCUUAAAAAACGAUUGCGACGUAUAACUGCUUUAGGUUUUCAUAAUUUAACAGUAAAUGAAUUUUAUUUUACUAUUCAUUUUACAUUACAUCGAAAUGAAAAUACUAUUGCUUUUUAUACAAGUGAAUCAAUUGUGAAUCAACGUAGUCCAGAAUGGUCUUAUUUAAAUUUUCCAACUAAUGUGCAAUGUUUACAAGACUUUUUCAUGCGUGUAUGGAUAACAUCUUCAAAUCAUUCUCAUUUAUUUCUUGAAUAUGAUAUUCAUCUUGAUGAUUCACUUAUUCCUGAUGAACAGAAAAAUGAAGUUAAUAAAGAUAAUAAUAGUCUUUGGCUUGAAAUGUUUGGUUAUCGAUUUACUGAUACUAAUGAAGAAAAUAAUAUUCAAGAGAAUGAUACAAAAAUCUUAUUAAUAGAUAAGAAAAAACGUAUUUCAUUUACUAAAUCAUAUAAUAAAUUAAGUAUAAUACGUAUGAAUAAUAUUAUUCAUGCAAUUCGUACUGAAAAACAAGCAUCAUUAGUAUAUCUACAACGAUUACAAACAUUUUUCGAUGCAAAUAAAGAUUAUUUAUCAAAAAUAAAAGAACGUGAAUCACGUCAAUUACAUAUUGAAAAUUUAAAAAAAUAUUUACACUUUCAAACAUAUUUAUAUCAACAACGUUUAAAUGUUUAUCAACAAAAACAAAAAAAUAUUGAAGACAGAAAAAAUCAAUUAAAUCAAAAUUUAUCACAAUUAAUUAUUCAACAAGAAGUUAUUCAUUUAUAUCAUAAUAAUUUAAAUCAAUCAAGAGCUAUUCUUCAUAAAUUAAUACAAAUAAUCUCUUAUCGACAAAAAAAAAUCAUGAAUGAAAUCUAUCAUUAUAUUUAUCCAAUUGAUAAUAAUAAUCAAAAUGAAUAUUAUAUAGCAAAUAUUAAAUUACCACAAGCAGAUGAUAAAAUCUAUCAAUCAACAUUAUUUCGAGAACAUGAUCAUGAAAUAGCAGCAGCUGUUGGAUAUUGUUCACAUUUAAUUCUUAUUAUUUCACAACUUAUUCAAUUACCAUUGAGAUUUCCUAUUGAUUAUUAUGGAACAUCAGUAAUUAAAAUAUAUGAUUAUAGUUUAGAAAUGAAUGAAUAUCCUCUGUAUCCGACAAGUAAUCUAAGUGCUUUUCGAUAUGGUUUCUAUUUAUUAAAUCGAAAUAUUGGUCAAAUGAUGUAUCACUGUCGAAUAGCUGAUCGUAAUACAGAUAUUCGUAAUACAUUAGAAAAUAUAAAAGAAUUAAUUGAACAAUAUUUUAUUAAUUCAACUAAUAAUAAUAAGCAUUAUCAAAAUGAUUUAAGUUUAUGUGUAAGUUUUAUUUAA
Molecule: messenger RNA, 1386 nt
Organism: Rotaria sordida
Lineage: Eukaryota; Metazoa; Rotifera; Eurotatoria; Philodinida; Philodinidae
Source: the annotation of a GenBank genome assembly